AAACGUUGCAGAAGUUCCGUCCAGCUGCAGGCUUGUCCAACUGCCCCCUUUGACGCUUGGAUCAUGGCCCGACUUGCCCUUUACCUGGUCUGUGUUUGCUGUGUGUGUCUUGUUGCGGCAUCCGUCGACCCCGAUGUCACGGAGAAGCUUGAGGGGCUGCUGGAGUUCGUCCUGAACGUACUCGCACGGACCAAAGGUGAUGGCGCGGACGAGGCCAACGCAGCUGACGCAGAUGAAACGGGUGGGCCUGGAUGAGGUCAAACACACUGUAUGUAUCUAUGUUUUUCCCGCCUACCAUAGCUGUUGCGCAUGCUCCCAAGGCCAACAAGGGCGAGGUGUGCCCCGUCCUGAGCAUGGAGGCCAUGGCCGAGGAGGACGGCAACGGGCUCUCGUUGCCGAGCGCGAUCGUGUCCGCACGCAGCGAGCACUACAUCGACCUCCCAUUGGUAAGGCUAGGACCACUCUCGAGGUGGCGGACAAACGGCCGGACUGGAGUGCGUGCAGGGCAUGGCGAGAAGGCUGGGAUACACUGAGAUCGUCAUGGCCGUCCAUUCGCACGAGGGAGAUGCCAACAUCAUAGUGCAGUCGCAGCAAGGGUGAGUGUGCGUGUACCACAUCUUCAACUGACAAGCACGUAUCCUGAUGUCACCUGGGCCAGGCACGUGUAUGGCAGCUCGACGGCGCCUUCGACAAAAAAAGCCAGCCUUUUCGAAGACACCAUCAUCGUGCCCACCGCAGCCAAUGUGACUGCACAUGCUUUCGUGGUGCCCGCUGGCGGCGAAGAUGCCAAUGUGGUGAGACAGAAAGGCCGCCUCAGAGACCAUUCCGACGUCCAUACGUAUUGCCGUGUACCUGCUCUGUGUGGGUGUGUCACAUGUGUCAAACAGACGGUGUUGCUGUCGUUGCGGAAUGAGGGCUGCAAGGUGCCCUUCGCAAUCCCCGGCAUACACAACAAGACAAUCGUCGACCUCUCUGCGGACCUGCGUGACGUCAUGCUGCCUCCUCCGCGCGACGACAUGAGCCAGACUUUCGCCUACUACAGAAAGCUGUCGAGCGUGUCCGAGAAAGACGUGGCCAUAGCAGAGAAGCUUAUUGAGGAGCUACGCAAGGGCCACGAUUCUGAGAAGCUGCUGGCGAGCAGCGGACUGGAGCCCUUUGAGUACCGACUGGACGCUAAGGACACUCAGAAGCUCUGGAAAGACAAGGUGAGGGACACAGCAGGACAGAAAUACAUCGGAAAGAUCAGAUGUGUGGCUGACUCGAUGCGUUUCUGUGGUGUAUUUGUGGUCCGUGUUGCACUUUCGCUCCCCCAGGAGACGCCGGUGCCCAGGAGCCGAUUGACAACCAGAGAGCAGGGUAGAUUGACGAACUGCGAAAGAGUGGCGAUGCCCGCAUGUGUGUGUGUGUGUGUGUGUGUGUGGUUUUUGGCUGCAGCUGAAGUCGUUACAUCCGAAGUAAACUGUCCCACAUCUUGUUGCUGCUACUGCUAUUAUCAGAAUUGUCCGGACGGCCGCGGGCUGACACGGCCAUCAUGCGAAGAGGGUGCGGAUCGCAGCCCGUGCACAUUGUUUUCCGUCUCCAGCCCGUGUUUGAAUGCCCCUGCCUCGUGCAUCUGUCCCUGCACCAACACAGAAUAUCAGAUCUCGUGUGAGUUCGGCCCACUCGCCGAUGGAAUGUGCUAGUCAGUCUAUCUGAUCGGUCAGGCACCUUCACCUUCACCUGCACAAAAUUUUCCCCUUUCUGAAUGCUCGGGGCUAGGUGUUGCUCAUGUGUGUCUUGUUGAGAGCCCCUGCUUUUGUUUUUGCUGUUUUUCUGCGCGAAUGCACGGCGUGGGGGCGGGAAGGAGGAGUAUUCUAUGUAUGUGUUGUCUCUUUGAAGAAUUUUCUGACUGAUGGAUGCACGUGUUUUUGAAAACCUGCAGCCUUUGCGCCAUCAGUGCUAAAGUUUGCCUGUCUCUGUCUGUCUAUCUGUCUGUUUGCCUUUGUUGCCUAACUGUCUGGCUUCCCCUUCGCUAAUGGUUGGCAUCGAGCCGGCAGGGCCGAAAUGAAACGCCAAAAGGAUGAUGACUGAAUGGCGAGAAGAAACGUCUCCUUGCCUUGUAUGCUUGCUUGUAGGCAUGCUGUCUGUAUGGCUGAUUUGUCUGUCCCGGCUGGCUGUGUUUCCGUCUCUGUGUGUCCGUCUCUGUGUGUCCAUGUCUGUGUGUGUCCGUGUCUGUGUGUGUCCGUGUCUCUGCGGCCGUGUGUGUCUGUCUCUGUCUGUCUGUCUGUCUCUCUUCUUCGUGUACACACACGAGUGCAUGUACUGCGCUCUCUGCCUGCGAGCCGCAAUUGGCUCAGGGACAGACCCACAAUUGAGGGAGUGCGCUAUGGCGUGGCAGGCCAAACGAAGGGGUGCAAACAUGGGGUAUGUAAGACUCGAAGCAAUGAGGUAUCUGUGAGAGGCCGUGUUUGAAGCAAUGAGGCUGUGACUGAAGGAAUGAGAGAUGUGGUGUGUGAGUAUUGACCGAUUAUCAGCGACAUGUCUUGUCUGUUGUGCGGACGUCGCCGCCAAUCGUGGAGGGGCGACCACACAAUGACUGGGUUCGGGGCACGUGUGUGUGGCUUGCCUUCAUCGGUGCGUUUGGUGCAUGAGCAUGAGUCCGAGCCUUCUGGAGCGAUUGGUUGGCAAUUCUGAGUGACAUAUAGCCCAAGGCAUUGGUUGGAUGAGUGAGUAUGUGUGUGGACUAGGGGGGGGUGGGUGAGUGGUCGGAGUGCUCGGUUGAAGCCAUUCAGAUCGUC
Messenger RNA from Vitrella brassicaformis, 2777 nucleotides. NCBI's taxonomy places the organism in Eukaryota, Vitrellaceae. The record is from the annotation of a GenBank genome assembly.